UUUUCUUUUAGGUUUUUUUCCCGCAUGAGUCAUACCAAUAAUACGUCAGUUAUUCACGAAAUGGAAUAAUAUUGCAUUCAUUGUCUCCUAGAAUCCCGUAUUGUGCCACGAAAAGUCUCUCUGAACAAAAAAAUGGCGUUUACGGAGUUCAGGCCAUUGAACGAGAAGUCUCUCAUAGAAUACAUAAAAGCAACGCCUUCGCUGUCAUCCACUAUCGGAGACAAGUACGAGGAUUUGGUGAUCAAGGAAGUUGGAGAUGGCAACCUUAAUUUCGUGUUCAUCGUCGUCGGCACCUCCGGUUCUGUUGUCGUCAAACAGGCACUUCCAUAUAUCCGUUGCAUCGGGGAAUCUUGGCCAAUGACGAAAGAAAGAGCGUAUUUCGAGGCAACGGCGUUAAGAGUGCAUGGAAAACUAUGCCCUGACCAUGUUCCUGAAGUAUAUCAUUUUGACCGGACCAUGGCUCUGAUCGGUAUGAGAUACCUCGCCCAUCCGCACAUAAUCCUCAGGAAAGGACUGAUUGCCGGAGUGGAGUAUCCGCUGCUUUCAGAGCACAUGUCGGACUACAUGUCUCGGACUCUGUUUUUCACUUCCCUGCUAUAUAAUAAUACCACAGAGCACAAAAGAGCAGUUACUGAGUUUUGUGGCAAUGUGGAGUUAUGCCGAUUGACAGAGCAAGUUGUAUUUUCUGACCCGUAUAGAAUUUCUCAAUACAAUCGUUGGACUUCCCCUUACCUAGAUGAUGAUGCUAAAGCUGUACGUGAAGAUAGUGCCCUGAAGCUUGAAGUUGCUGAUUUGAAAUCGAUGUUCUGUGAAAGAGCACAAGCUUUAAUUCAUGGUGACCUUCACACUGGUUCUAUCAUGGUUACCCAAGACUCAACUCAGGUGAUAGAUCCCGAGUUUGCAUUUUAUGGACCGAUGGGUUUCGACAUUGGAGCUUUUCUCGGCAACUUAAUAUUGGCUUUCUUUGCACAAGAUGGGCAUGCUGAGCAGAAGAAUGAUCGAAAAGCGUACAAGGAGUGGAUCUUGAGAACCAUCGAGCAAAUCUGGAAUCUGUUCAACAAAAAGUUUAUUGCACUUUGGAACCAACACAAAGAUGGACCUGGGGAAGCCUACCUCAGAGACAUCUAUAACAAUGCCGAGGUUCUACAGAUCGUGCAAGAAAACUAUAUGAGGAACUUGUUGCAUGACUCCCUCGGUUUUGGUGCUGCAAAAAUGAUAAGGAGAAUUGUGGGUGUAGCCCAUGUGGAAGAUUUUGAAUCAAUCAAAGACGUUGAGACACGGGCAAACUGCGAGAGACGAGCUCUGGAUUUCGGGAAGAUGCUUCUAAAGGAAAGGAGAAAGUUUAAGUCAAUUGGUGAAGUUGUUUCAGCAAUUCAGCAGGUCGGGUCGUGACCAAACUUUGCUAAAGAAUGGAGUUUUUCUCCUCUGUGGCCACCUAAAGAAGAGCCAUUUCUGGUUUUGGUUGUAAUCUGACUCAGUGAGUCACGUUUCGGGUCUUGGAGGAGCAGGACUUGGCUGCGUUAUGAUUGAUUCAUCAACCCAAUUAUGUGACAGAAUGAAACAUUUUACAAUAAAAAGGUCAAUGUUAGUUGAGUUUUCAGAAACUUUA
Messenger RNA from Tarenaya hassleriana, 1609 nucleotides. Its product is annotated as methylthioribose kinase. The transcript has 6 exons. The record is from RefSeq and is a predicted model, not a curated record. The coding region runs from base 133 to 1392 and encodes 419 amino acids. Gene Ontology annotation, molecular function: S-methyl-5-thioribose kinase activity. Lineage: Eukaryota; Viridiplantae; Streptophyta; Magnoliopsida; Brassicales; Cleomaceae.